AUGCAAGCAGGUGAUGGAGUAAAGUGGCCCAAGAUUGAGACAAAGCGGAGGAGCGAGGAAGCAGUGGCACGAAGGACCAUCGCCGUCUUCGCCGGGGUGAAGGUCAAGGGUUUUGAGGCCAUCGUGGACACGGCAGCGGAGGAUGCAGUCAUUGGACAGAAGGCCUUUGACCUCCUUAGAACCGAGCUCGAGAAGUUCGGCUUAAGGCCUCAGGAGGUACCUCGAGAUGGACCGGAAAUUCCUUGUGCUGGUAUUGGAGGACAGGCCGCGCUGGCCAGCAUCCAGGACGUUCCAGUAUCCAUUGCCGGCAUCCACGUGCUGCUGAGGUUCCACGUCCUUAAGGAUGGCGAGUUCAACACACCACCUUUGCUUCCGAUCAGCUUCCUCGAGGCCAUCAAGGCGAACAUUGACCUGAGGGACGAGAUGUUAUCAACACCCGAAGGCCACAGGACACCCUUGGUACGGCAGCCAUCGGGACAUCGAACAGUCUCGAUCCUGGACUUCAGGGACGAACCCUGGGAGCUGCCGACUCAGUUUCGCCAAGAUGCUUAUGAUCCGUUCCAGAUGGUAUACACCUCUAGUGCUGGCAACAAGCUCUACUACAACCUCGCCAAAUACCGGAACUUCGAUCAUGGCAGCUACAACCACAUCGCUACACAAUGGCGGUGCAGCGGGAUGGUCAUGUCCAGCAUGUUCGAGACUUGUGGUCCUCGCAUCGAGUACUUACUGAUUGGCAUGGGCAGGGCGAUUCUGCCGACCGCGGCCCCAGAAAUCCACGGCAACUUCUACUUCGACCACAUCCAGAACGUCUACUUCACCUUCGAGGACUGGACCAUGGAGACGAUGGAAGCCUUCCUGACCGCUUUGGAAGUCCGGAACAAAGGUCAUCGUCGGAGCAUUAUGACUGGAGAGACCUCUCAGACCGCCAAGAACGCCUUCUAUGGAAUCUUUGGCCUACAUGCCCACGGUGCCUUUGUUGGAGUUUCCAAGAACACGGCCAGGUACCCUCAGCUCGUUACGUACCUCAACCGUUGGUUGGCUCAUCACUUUCCAGAGUUGACCUACACCACCCUGGGCAUUGGCUAUAACACCCGGGCCCCGAUGCACCGCGAUGUCAACAACUUAGGCCAAAGCGCGACCAUUGCCUUCGGCAACUAUGCUGGAGGAAAGCUCUGGCUGGAAGACUCGGAGCAGGAGCCGAUGGUAGCCGAGGAGGCGAAGAUGGAUCAAUCGCUCCCCGGCAAGAAGAUGGGCCCGCGCGAAGUGGAAGCAGCUUGGAAGAGAUUGGUGUGCCGAUUGAUGGUGAUGCUGGAAACAGCUCGUCAACAAAUGGUGGUGGACGAGUUCUUCGAAGCGACCGCGCUGGAGCACCAAUCACCACCGAUGACUCAGACCUCCAAGGCUGCGAUCCGACCCAAGAAGUCCAGUGCCGAUCCAAUACACCAAGGAAUCGGACGACCUCUACCACGUUCCAAGGUGCCGAGCGAAUUCGAUUUCGCAGUGGUGGACGUGCACUCAAUGCGGAAGUCGUUGGCAGAGGACAGAUCAGGUGGCGAGGUCUUCACAGCAAUUGCCGCCAACGACAGAGACCGAGAACAAGGUGCUGGGACCACGUGGCCAAGAGUACCCGAAGCUUCUUCCAGCACCUCGAAGUCGAUUGGGUCAAGGAGACAAAAUGGUGGAGCUGGAUCGCCAAGGGAGGCCCAUGGCGAUGGCGCCCCCGGUGGAAUACGAAACCGGUGGCACUGGAGCUACCUCUUCGAACCCCGAACGACAACGAGGAGAGCCGAGUACGACUACCCGAAGCCCGUCGAAGACGAGAUCCACGACUUCCGGACUUCGACCGACGCAGCCCCGAAAGAAGACCGGGGUCCCGAACCCUACCGAGACCUUCGAGAUCCACACCGACAGCGACACCUGGUCGGACGUGCAGAUGACACAAGCCUCACGACAAGCCCAACGAGGACAACGAAGAUCCUGAUGUCCGGAACCGAGCUCAUCGACAACCCUGAGAACAAGUUCCGUAAGCUUGGAGCCCAACUACAGUGUCGGGGAUGGAUCUUGAAAACGAUACUUCUUCUGAUUUCUUCUGCGCAGAUCCGCUGCCCAGAAGAGCUUCCAACGUUUCUGAGUUCCCCGUCUGCUACCUGGACAUGGCGGCCCGACUUGGAACUCUGGGAAUCCCCGGGACAGGAUCCAACUACCAAGGACACCAUCGAGUGCUAUGUGUUCGACAACAAGUACGCAAAGUUCAACUGGCUCUUGGACUAUGCCGGGGAGCCGAUCAAAGACGACCCCGGGGUGAAGUUCGUGGCGAUCAACAAGAAGCUUGCCAACCAUUUCAAGUCAACGGUGAGACCUACGAAUUACCUGACCAAACCUACAAGGACAACCACCACAGCGAGAAUGCCUUGGCAGUGCUUCGAGAUCAUCGCCCAGCAGUUCUGGUACUACGAGGCUAUGGACAAGACGGGAAGCAUGGCAGGCCGUGGCUUCAUCGUCGAACAACCUGGCGCACAAGCACGACAUCGACUUCAACGACUUCGAGAUGAUCCCAACGUUUUCGAGGUGGGUCUGGAUUUGGGUUCGGGGGAAUCAUCGACUACUUUGACCUUGCUUCUGACCAACAUGGAGCCCUUGGUCACCACCCUGAGCAAGCGUUUGGCUUCGGCAAAGCAAUCUCCAGGUUCGGAGCUAGAUCGUCGAGAACAACGGAUCUUUGCAGAAACUCUCCUUCAGGGCGUGCGACAACACUUACGACCACAAGCAAUCGUCAUCUACCGCUGCCCUGAUCAAUGGUCGGUCAAUGCCAUCAACCUGGCGUGCCGUCACUUUCACCCGAGAAGGACACCGGUGACCCCGUCAGCCUGUCACCAGCUGGACAUUUCCCAGCUUAGAUUCACAGGCCGCCGCGCGAUGAUCAAGCACUACGUGGGCGGCAUCUCCCAACUGGUCCAAGACCAUUGGCCUUCCUCUGAGACCGGCCAAAAGACCGACUUGGAAUUUUGGACAGGACUUACAGUUUUUGAGCUCGAGCAACAAACGCUGCUCCCGGAUGCCUAUUUCGACUUGGCUACCUGGGAUGCACGAGCCAACCGCGCAGAACGUCGCGAACGCCGUGUCCUCUUCCCUGACGAUGCCGACAUCGAAGAAAUCGACGGCGUCCCUUUUGCCGAGGAGAUCGAGAUGAAUCCCGACGCUCCCAACCUUUUGCCUUACAACUCUGCAGAACCUGAGACAACAAGAGAUGCGAUGGAAACGAUUGGAGCCGAUGAACGAGCAGUUCAUCGUGACCUUCGUGAACUCCAACUACCUCCACUACCCGAAGAAGCUUCAACAGCAUCUCCAGCAGAUCAGACGAAAAUGCCGCCGGCGGAUAUACGACGUGAGCUCUACCGUAUCCACCGCAACUUGGGACAUCCAAGCCAAGCAACGUUCUUGAGAGCGUUGAAAAACGCGGGUGUGAAAGCCGACUACCUCAAGUGGGUGAGAAAGGGGUUCGAGUGCCCAAUCUGCACUCAACAAAAGCGCCCCGUGGGCCACAGGCCGGCCCAUGUGGCUUCGCGAUCUAUGCCAUUUAAUGAAGUCAUCGGCCUGGACCUUUUCUUUCUCGACCGGAGGAUCUUCCGUAACAUGGUGUGCUGGGGGACAAAUUUUCAACUGGUCGAGAUGAUUGCCGACAAGUCGUCGUCUACGGUGGCCACAGUCUUUGCACAAUCUUGGUUGGCACAUUAUGGUGCACCAGCAAUGGUGGUCUGUGACCAGGGAACGGAGUUUACAGGCCAGGACUUCAUCAACCUUAUGUCGGACAAUGCCACCGUGGUCCACUUUACUGACACGGCUUCUCCCUGGCAGAAUUCGAGGACCGAGAAGGCAGGUGGCAUCUUCAAGUCCCGACUGGCUAAAGUAUGCCAAGAGACCGCGAUCACUACCGAACAGGACCUGAAGAUCGCUGUCGCUGAGACCGCCAUGAUGCACAACAAGCGCUACGACCGCAGCGGGUUUACCCCGCAUCAAAGGGUGUUCGGGUCCAGCAUACGCCUACCAGCUACCUUGCUGUCGGAUGAUCGUGCUGACCGGGAGAUGUUGGCUGGAGCCCAAACGGACUUCAUGGAAGGUUGGUCGGGGCCGGGGGUGGUCAUUCAGAUCAACGAGAAUGGCAGGAACUACAGGGACGUUCAAGGAGAAGGGCCUCCGGAUGACGACAUGCUGGACGAGGCAGAGUUCUCCAACUACUCACCCCUUGAAAUCCUCAACCACCUGAUGCACUACCAGCUCCAGAUCUCGCUCGGCCAGCUGGUGUUUCGGAUGUCGGAAGCACUACAAUCCAGUAUUCGCGUGGACGAGGGCACGGGUGGAGAGUUUCCGUUCGGUCCGGUUCGAGAGAACAGAACCUCCGGACCAUUGCCAUAUCCGAUGGUGGCUCAACUUCCUUCCUGGCCGGCACCACAACAACCCAUGAACUACCUGGAGGUGAAGGACCACUACCAGGAGGAGAAGAAGAUCAAGUGGUGGCACGACAAAGCCCGAAAUCGCUGGGAACCCGUGGCGAAAGACAAGACGACAUUCACUCACGACCAAGCCGAGGCUGUCUAUGACCACCGCGAGAAAAAGAUGUUCUUGACCAAGAAGAAAGAGAGCCCUGGACAUGUGGACUUCAAGAAGCUACCGGAACGCUUGAAGAAAGUUUUCCGAAAGUCUCGUGACAAGGAGAUCAACAGCCUCUUGUCCAGUGGCGCCAUCAAGAUCCUGAGCUUGAAGGAAUCCCAGGAGUUCGAGCGCCUACACCCUGACCACGUUCUCACGAGCCGAUACGUGGACAGGUGGAAGCCCGUUGAAGAAGGAGCGACCCUACCGGAGAACUUCGACGCCUACAACGUGACGGACGAGGCCACCAGCGAAGUGGCACCGAAAUCAAGGUGGACAGUGGUGGGAUGGAAGGACCCGGAGGUUCAUAGCAUUGAGCGCUCAGCUCCCACACCACUGUCAACCUCGAUAUACCUGGCUACGCAAGUGUCAGCAUGCAGGUCAUGGACGGGCUUCGUCCGUGACGUUAAGACAGCUUUUCUCCAGGGAUUGCCAACAACAAGAAAACAGAAAUUGGCGGUGCGAAUGCCACCUUGUGAACACUUCCCCGAGUACGACGCCCGACAGCUCAUACUCUUGCUCACCGAAGUGUACGGCCUAGUGUCAGGGCCCAGUUGGUGGCGUCGUUCGUUACUCAACGUGCUCAUCAAGGAACUGGGAUAUAAGUUGUGCCCUUUCGAUCGCUGCGUCCUGGUCCUCCAUGCAGACCCGUCGGAGAAGUUGGAAGACCAGGAGAAGACGCAGGGCAUCGUCGUGGUGGAGAUCGAUGACCUGCUAGAAGCAGGAUCCCCGAGGCACAGGGAAAAGAUGGCGCUGUUGGAGAAACGUUUCCGCUUUGGCAAGGUGACCAACUUGAUGGAGACCGAGGCAGGCUCGGGUUACGCGGGCCGACGCCUUCGACAACGCCAAGAUUACAGCUUCAUUUACAGCAUGAACGACUACGUCAGCAAUCGGCUCAGGUUUGUGGAAGUGUCCCGCCAUGUGACCAAAAAGGUUGCCCCUCAAACAUCCCUUCGAGACGAUGAAGAAAGCCAAUUGAGAGGAGUGAUUGCGGCCAUCAAUUGGACAGCUCGGGAGGGCAGGCCGGACGCAGCAGCAGCUGCUUCUAUCUUGGCAGGAUGCUUCCCGAAUCCGAAGAUGCAGGAUGUCUAUGCCGUGAACCAGGUCGUUCAGAACCUCAAGGACCGGAAAGUGGACUUGGUUAUCCAUGCGCUUGACGAGGACCAGGUUCGCCAUGUGGUGAUCUCCGACUCGGCCUUUGACCCGACGGGCCGUACUAAACCACAGCAUGGUUGGUUGCAGGGCACCACAAGUCCGGACCUGAACCAUGGACGUCAGGCUCCUAUAAGCCUGAUAGCCUGGAAAUCGCGCAGGAUGAAGCGGAAGGCGGGCAACACACUGCUCUGCGAGUCGAUUGCUAUGUCGACAGCCAUGGGAGCUCUUGAACGCCAGGUGGCUACCUGGAAAAGUCUCACAAUCUCCCAGUACAACCCCAAGGACGAUGGCGGCGAAGAAGAAGAGGACGACUCGAAGCUUACGGUCAUCGCCGCGGAGGAUCCAAACUACACGGAUCCGCGAGCUGUGGCUAUUGCAGAUGCGAAAAGCUUGUAUGAUGCUCUGCACUCGGAACAGUCGCAUGGCGACGACGACCGUUCGGCCCUUGAAAUCGCAAUUAUACAAGGGUCGUUGGAAAAGCUUCGUGGCCGUAUCCGUUGGGUACCGCAUAAUUUAACCCGGCGGAUGGGUUAA
Molecule: messenger RNA, 6336 nt
Organism: Symbiodinium necroappetens
Lineage: Eukaryota; Dinophyceae; Suessiales; Symbiodiniaceae
Source: the annotation of a GenBank genome assembly